AUGAUCAUGCAAUGGUUUCAGGAAGAGGAUGCUAGGAAAAUCCUUAACAUCUCCCUUCCUAGCAGCCCAACACAUGACUCUUGGCUUUGGUUACCUGAGACAAGUGGGAAGUUUUCAGUGAAAUCGGCCUAUAGGGUAUUAAAGAACCAUGAUCCUAGCUCGGAAACGGAGAGGAAAUGGAAGAUCAUUUGGGGGACAAGCAUCCAUAAUAGGCUUAAGAUGAUGUGGUGGAAAAUUCUUUCCAAUUUUCUUCCCACCAAAGACAAACUUAGCUCCUUCAUUGCCUUACCUGAUACUAAGUGCCCCCUUUGUGAUGCUGAGAAUGAAAACACCUUCCAUUUGUUUUGGGAAUGCAAUUUCGCAAGAAUUACUUGGCUUGGAAGUAGAUGGGAGCUUAGACCGGAUACUUUUCAUCUCCAAUCCUGGGAGGAAUGGCUGUUAUGGUUCUCAAAAGGAGAAAACAAGCCACUGUCUCUCGAUAUUAAUCAUCUCUUGGAGGGGGCAGCUGUUAUCUUAGAGCACAUAUGGAGGGAGAGAAAUAAAAGAAUUCAUGAAGGGAGAUCCACUCCAGCUGAACUCUUCACAAGAACAAUUAACAGCCGUCUAGGUGAAAUGAACGCCUUACGCGAUGCUCCAAUAGGACUGCAAACAGAAUGGCAACCGCCCCCCUUGGGGUGGAUAUCCUGCAGUACUGACGUCUCUAUUGGAAACACACAAUCAACCGGAGCAAUUGUCUUAAGAGAUCACACAGGAACCAUCCUCAAGAUCAUAACAUUUCAGACAAAUUGUAGUGAAGCGCUCCCUGGUGAAACCCACGCAGUGUGCAAAAGAGCUGAGGCAGUGAUUCAAAUGGGAUACAAUAAUGUCAUCUUUCAGUGUGAUUCUACUAGAGUUGUUGAGGCGCUGAAUCCUCAUCACAUGGAUAUUCUGAGUAUGCACUUCAACAUUCAGGAAUUGGCCAGGAACUUCUCCUUUUUGGCUGGCAAACUCAACCUUUGUGAGGUCCAAUGGAUUCCAAGGGAUUGCAAUGGUGUGGCCCAUGCGGUGGCUCGGUGGGCAAAUCGGAAUAACAGGUUUGGGACUUUCGAUUUGUCCAAUUUUGACGAUUUCCUGCAACAUGUUGCUGCAGAUGGUCGUGUUGAUCUCUGA
This is a messenger RNA of Cannabis sativa, 1149 nucleotides long. RefSeq lists its product as uncharacterized. Gene Ontology annotation, molecular function: nucleic acid binding; RNA-DNA hybrid ribonuclease activity. Bases 1 to 1149 code for a protein of 382 amino acids. The record is from RefSeq and is a predicted model, not a curated record. Lineage: Eukaryota; Viridiplantae; Streptophyta; Magnoliopsida; Rosales; Cannabaceae. The transcript has a single exon.